AUGUUGGAGGCAGAGCCCGGAAGCCGUGUUCCCAGAGAAACCAGACCUGCUUCCCCCAGGGCAAACCCUCCCACCGCAGACGGUUCAAGGAUGCAUUGUUUAAAGACCUAUUCACGGACAGCAGGUCAGGAAGCUGGGCUGUGUUUGCCGUGUGGGGUUCUGCCCGUGAUUCCCUCAUCUCAUGGCUGCUGGGGGCGGCCUGGCCCCGUGCUGGGUGCAGGCCCUUCCCUGGAGCCGCACAGGCUUGUGUGCGCGUGUGCGGUACGGAGAAGCUUGACACAUGCCUUCCUGUCCUUUAAAGAGUCUCUCAUGAGACAGCUUCUCCUCCGUGGUGAGCUCUCCUCUCGGGACGGGGGCAUCUUAGAGGGCCACGACUGGGAACCCGCACUGGGGUGGCCGACCCCUCCGCCCGCUGUCCGUCAGCGCUAG
This is a messenger RNA of Rangifer tarandus platyrhynchus (Svalbard reindeer), 429 nucleotides long. The record is from the annotation of a GenBank genome assembly. NCBI's taxonomy places the organism in Eukaryota, Metazoa, Chordata, Mammalia, Artiodactyla, Cervidae.